Molecule: messenger RNA, 459 nt
Organism: Aspergillus vadensis CBS 113365
Lineage: Eukaryota; Fungi; Ascomycota; Eurotiomycetes; Eurotiales; Aspergillaceae
Exons: 4
Coding region: 1-459 (152 amino acids)
Source: RefSeq, a predicted model, not a curated record
AUGUGGAAUUCAAUUGGCAAACAUCAAGACGUAACAGCUUGUGAUUAUUCCGAUUCAAAGGGUGCAUCGCCAUGGUCAUGCUCUGCCUGUGUAUCUCGUCGUCUUGUGCGCAUACGGCACAAGUCCCUUAGAGGCAGUGAGUACGAGGUGUGGACUCGGCAUGGCUUCAGUGGUCUAAGGGCAAGCAAGACAGGUAGAUCCCGGACAGUAUUCGGUAAAAGUCACGAUCAACCAGGGCUGUACUCCAUCGUCCUCAGUGUAGGAUGUCCGUCGAAAUCGACAUUAACGAGGCUCGCUAAGGGCCCCCGGAGAAAGGCCACUCAUUGCCUAGGCUAUGCCCGCGGUGUGAUGGGAACUGACAUGCUGCAUUGGCAUGAGACAACCCAGCAGUCAGUUAGUAGUGAUACCUACUGUGGGUUAGUUAGUAGAUUAGUUAAUAGUCAUUUAACAAGUGACUAA